Lecanosticta acicola is the source of this 972-nucleotide messenger RNA. The record is from the annotation of a GenBank genome assembly. NCBI's taxonomy places the organism in Eukaryota, Fungi, Ascomycota, Dothideomycetes, Mycosphaerellales, Mycosphaerellaceae.
AUGUCGCAAUACGGCAAAUGGCAUAAUUUCUGCCGAGACAGCGGAAGUGGAUAUGCGACAAUACCCGUCUGCAAUCUGUUCUCGGAGUCUAGGGCACAAGGUGGAGCAUCUCCCUAUUAUGGAGGAUGCCAACUCACUGGUAUAUCCUUGAGCGGCGACGACAGGCAUCUGGCGAAUCUCGGAUCAAUAAUUCUCGCAUUCAUUGCGAUACUGGCAUCAUUGUUCUUGCUGUUCCGAUCAGAGCGGAAGAAGGCUGCAGUGGGACGGAGGGAGAUGCAAAUCUUCCUUCUGGGAUACAUUGUGAUUGAGAUAUGCGAGAUCUUUACGGUCGGCGGAUUCCCUCUGGAUGGCGCGGUUCGAAGAGCUUUCUCCGCCGUACACAUUGCGGCGGUUGUCUCCACGGUAUGGAUUCUGAUGAUGAAUGGCGCGGUUGGGUACCAGCUCAUCGAUGACGGCACACCUCUUUCACUCUUCUUAAUAUUCGGCUCUGCCGUCAUACUCUUCAUCGGUACGGGAUACAUUGCACUGGACACUGGCUUCGGUUGGACGGGUUACUGGGACGACACACUUACGGAUCCCAAUCGAGCGUACGCACUGUAUACACUGUAUCAGCUUGUGCCACUCGUGUUCCUAGCCGUUUACUUCUUGCUGGAGACGGUCCUCGUUCUCAAGGUGCUGGGAGAAGUGCGGCCGAUUUGUAAGUUCAACGAACGCAUACCACAUGAUUAACGCCAAGCCUAACACACGAUCAUAGACUACCUUGUCGGUGCAGCCCUUCUCUUCGCGAUCGGACAGAUCUUCCAGUACGUAAUCAGCGUGCACAUCUGCAACGGCACGAAUGGCAAGAUCAACGGCGGACUAUUCGAGACACUAUUCACACUUCUGGCCGUCGUGAUGAUCUGGACGUUCUGGUCGAGCAUUACGGAAGACGACUGGCCAAUGCCUCCCGCGGGAGGUAGUACAUAUACAUGA